AUGCAACCAAACCACCAUCCCUAUGGGCAACAUGCCAUGCCCAUCCAGACUCCUCAGAGGCGGCACGAGGGCCCAUAUGCAGCCAUGCCGCUGCCCAUGAGGCAGCACCACCAGUAUCAGCCAUACUAUCAACAACACAUGGCUCCUAUGAUGCCUCAAUAUCCGCAGCAAUACCAGCCCAACUGGUAUGGAUAUCAACAACCACAUAUGCACCCUAUGCAUGCCCGACCGCCAUAUUAUCCCCAGCAUAGCAUGCCUCCGCCUCCAUAUCCCGCAGCGGUUCCUCCUCCCGCUCCCCAUCACGGCCCUUUAGUGGUAUCGUCGCCGCAGCACGUUCCGCCUCCUCCUCGGCAAAGCCAGGGCGUCCCGCCUGUGCCGCAACAGACCAUCCCGACCGCUCCCUCGAUCACCUCCAACCCGGUUCAUACGCCGCCUUCUCCACCAUUGAGCACCUCGAGCACUGUGAACACAAGAAAAGAGACGAUAUCUCCUGCUGUCUCACCUGCCCCGCAACGGGUUCAAAGCCCGUCCAUUGACGCACCUCGAGAACCGUUUCAGCCACCUGUGCCUUGGCUGUCAGUCGAAGGGGAGCCAUUUCCCCCGCGAGCUCCGCGACGAAGACGUCGCAUUUUCCGGUCGCUUCUUGCAUCGGAACCAGUUGUAUACCCUGUGGUGGAACAGCCACCUUCACCACUUCCUGAAGCAGGGGCACUACAAGAUCAACAAGAGGCCGUACCACAGGAAGUGAACGCAGAUACUUCCACGGAACAAACUUUCGCACAAGCUUCCCAAGCCUCGACUCCUUUGCCUUCGGAUGCCCCUUCCGAUGCUGCUUCUACUCAGCCGACUACCCCUUCAUCUGCGGCUCCUGCGUCCCUUUCGAAGACACCGACCCAACCCAAAGCUCGACCCCUAGGCCCUGUUAUACCAGCCGUUCCUAUCCUGCCUCCUAGCCCUUCUGCGAUCCGCUCUGCUCACCGUGACUCAGUCGUGUCCACACAAACAAGGCUAUCUGACACCGCGCGGUCAUCCGUAGAAGUCACCGAGCCUAAGCCGACUUCUUCUGAAGCGCAAGUGACCAAGCAGGGCUCCGAGGUCACCGUUCCAAACGUCUCUCCUUCCACACCGAAGUCUUGGGCAAAUCUUUUCAAAUCUAAUGACCCGAAAGCCGGGUCGUCUGCCACGAUACCCUCUCAGGCAGCGUCAUCCGUUUCUGGAACAGCGAAGAGCGAGACCUUGUCCGACGUGCUCAAUGACAUGAACGCCGUCGUCGAGGCACCAACCACUGUCUCUUUCCUGAAACCACGUGGUCUCGUCAAUACUGGCAAUAUGUGCUAUAUGAAUUCUAUAUUGCAAGUUCUUGUGUUCUGUCUGCCUUUCUACGAGUUUAUCGCCAAAGUCGCCGACAGAGCGCCACAUACCUUCAAGAGCGACACGCCUUUGAUUGAUGCGAUCAUCAUGUUUGUCCGAGAGUAUCCGAUCAUUUGCUCCGCCAACUCUGUCGACCAGCUUCGCCUGCGCUUGAAACCAGAAGACUACGAGAAUUUCGGCGAUAGUCUCAUUCCGGAGUAUGUCUAUGCGGCGAUCAAAGAUUUGCCGCGGUUCCGCGAAAUGCGAAGGGGCCAUCAACAGGAUGCUCAAGAGUUCCUCGGCUUCCUCCUGGAAGAAUUACACGAGGAGUGUGCUCGCGCCAUGAGGUCUAUUACGGCCCCGAGCUCCGGCAGGACAACGCCUGUGGGUAGCGUCUCGAACGCAUCUGAGCACGCUGAUGCUGAAGGUGGCUGGAUGGAAGUUGGUCACAAGCAGAAAGCCGCUGUGACCCGAUCGUCUGGAAUGCUUGCUGCUGAGUCUCCUGUGACCAAUAUUUUUGGCGGCAAGCUUCGAUCAGAGCUCAAGGUCUCAGGCAACAAGUUAUCCGUGACUCUAGAGCCAUACUCACCACUUCAACUUGACAUCGGCUCUCCUCAAAUCAACAACAUCAUUGACGCCCUGAAAGGACUGACACGACCAGAGAGCAUGCAAGGCGAUUUCCAUACUCCAAGGGGUGUCAAGGCCACCGCAACCAAGCAAGUCUUUAUUGAGACUUUGCCUCCUGUUUUGAUCCUGCACUUGAAACGAUUCCACUAUGACAACACUACAAAACGUGCUGAAAAGAUCUGGAAGCGUGUGGGCUACCCGCUAGAGUUAGAAAUCCCUAAGGAAGUCUUCCCCCUGCAGGUACGGAACAAGUUCACAGCUCAUGGCGGACUGCCCAAAUAUCGUCUCACCGGAGUCAUCUAUCACCACGGCAAAAAUGCCAACGGCGGACAUUACACUGUUGACAUCCGCCGGCAAGAUGGUCGCGAAUGGAUUCGAAUGGAUGAUACCUUGCUUCGCCGCAUCAGAGCUGAAGAUGUCGCCGAAGGUGGUAGCGAAGAAGAUCCGAAAGUGCUGGCCGCAGCACUCGAGCGACACAAAGCUACCGGCAACCGAUUUGACCAGUUCGAGCAGGAGGAGGAGGAAGCCGAAGCGUCGGACAAAGCGUGGAGCCAAGUCAACGGCCAUUCAAGAUCCAAGUCUACACUGAGCGCAGCCGUCAACGGAACUGCCACCCCCAAAGACUCCUCUGGGAAAGAGACGCCGAACGCCAAAUAUGCCGUCAAAGACAACAAGGUUGCCUAUCUGCUGUUCUAUCAGCGGAUACAAUAG
Cladophialophora yegresii CBS 114405 is the source of this 2688-nucleotide messenger RNA. RefSeq names its product ubiquitin thiolesterase. NCBI's taxonomy places the organism in Eukaryota, Fungi, Ascomycota, Eurotiomycetes, Chaetothyriales, Herpotrichiellaceae. Gene Ontology annotation, molecular function: cysteine-type endopeptidase activity; cysteine-type deubiquitinase activity. The transcript has a single exon. The coding region runs from base 1 to 2688 and encodes 895 amino acids. The record is from RefSeq and is a predicted model, not a curated record. Gene Ontology annotation, cellular component: cytosol; nucleus. Gene Ontology annotation, biological process: protein deubiquitination.